This is a messenger RNA of Solanum dulcamara, 1870 nucleotides long. RefSeq lists its product as uncharacterized. The record is from RefSeq and is a predicted model, not a curated record. Bases 143 to 1669 code for a protein of 508 amino acids. The transcript is spliced from 7 exons. Gene Ontology annotation, molecular function: protein binding. NCBI's taxonomy places the organism in Eukaryota, Viridiplantae, Streptophyta, Magnoliopsida, Solanales, Solanaceae.
AUACUGCUAAUAGCUUUUCUUUCUGUCUCUCUCUAUAUUUGUCUGCUUUGUUUUUUCACUAAAGUAACAACAAUGUGAGCUUUUUGUCUACCUUGUAUUAAAUUGUUCAAGUUGUAAUCUUGGAUACUAACUUCCAAGAACUAUGACAAGGAAUUGGGUCAUUUUAUUUCUCAUAUUCUUUCUUCUACUGCUUGAAUUUUCAUCAGCCUCAGUAACUCCUGCUGCAAAGAUCGUUGGCGGGGUUGUUGCUAAUGUUGCGUCUGUGUUAUUUAAGUGGGCGUGGUCACUAAAAUCAACGACAAAAACAGCUGUUUCUAGUCGUUCAAUGAUUAAGUUUGUAAGUGGAUACGUUGUUGAAACUGUGUUUGAUGGAAGCAAGCUGGGAAUUGAACCUUAUUCAGUGGAAGUUUCUUCAACUGGAGAAGUUCUCAUUUUGGAUUCUGAGAAUAGUAAUGUUUACAGGGUUUCAACACCAUUGUCUCGAUAUAGCCGUCCAAAAUUGGUUGCUGGAUCUCCUGAAGGGUACUCGGGACAUGUGGAUGGGAGGCUACGAGAAGCAAGGAUGGACCAUCCUAAAGGACUUGCCAUGGAUGAUCAAGGAAAUAUAUAUGUUGCGGAUACCAUGAAUAUGGCAAUCAGAAAAAUCACUGAUGCUGGAGUUGUAACCAUUGCUGGAGGGAAGUCAGCCCGAGGUGGAGGUCAUCUUGAUGGGCCAAGUGAAGAUGCUCAAUUUUCCGAUGACUUUGAUGUGAUUUUCGUUGGUAGCAGCUGCUCGCUAUUAGUUAUAGACAGAGGAAACCAGGCAAUUAGAGAGAUACAGCUCAAUGAUGAUGACUGUUCACACCAGUAUGACGACAACAAUCUCCAACUUGGUGUGGCACUGCUUUUUGCUGCUGUAUUUUUCGGUUACAUGCUGGCCUUGUUACAACGUAGAAUUGGAGCCCUUUUGUCGUCGAACAGUAACGAUCAGCAGGCUCAUCCUGUCAGAGGCAUGCAACAUGCACCAUAUCAGAGAAAUAUGAAGUCAGUGAGGCCUCCCUUGAUUCCGCCAGAAGAUCAAUACGAAAAACAGGAUGAAAACCUGUUUCUAUCACUAGGACGGCUUGUUAUGAAUACAGGUUCGACUGUGGUUGAAAUAUUUGGAGGAAUGUUCUCAGGUUUUAGAAAGAAUCCUUACCCCCAUCAUGUCCAGCAGCAUUACCAUUACAAUCACAAACAAUCGAGUGCAUGGCCAAUGCAAGAAAGCUAUGUGAUUCGAGAUGAAGACGAGGCCCCACCCCUAGACACCAGAGACCCUACACCCCGAAAAACCUAUCCAAUCAUGAACAAAGACCCGGAGAAACCACGACAUAUCAGACAAAAUCAAUCGCAUUAUGUAGGGUGGAAUGGCAAUGCACAUGGGCAUGGCAAGUUUCAGCAACAACAACAUCAACAUGAACAACAGUAUCUACCACAAGUCUAUCAGCAUCACGACAAGCACCAGUCAUCAAGUCCUCAGACAUAUUACGAGCAAAGCUGUGAAACAAACGAGAUUGUGUUUGGAGCAGUUCAAGAACAGGAUGGACGAUGUGAAACAAUGGUGAUAAAAGCCGUUGAUUAUGGGGAUCCUGCUUAUAACAAAUACAACGUUCGAUCCAGGUACAACUACAGCAUGGGUUACUCGUUUUGAGUAAAAUUACAAAAUGUUAAUGGAAAUAGCUAGACCAUUGAGGAAACAUCAACUUGGACUCUAUCUGGAUUUCAUUUCUUGUAUCGUUCACAGGAAAAUGGAUAUGAUCAUAGAAAGUAACACAAACAAAGUAUAUGAAUUCUGGAUUUCUUUUGUAAUCCAUAACUUACAGUAUAUCUUUUUUGAGAAGUUCCUUGGGAA